Molecule: messenger RNA, 2801 nt
Organism: Drosophila virilis
Lineage: Eukaryota; Metazoa; Arthropoda; Insecta; Diptera; Drosophilidae
Gene: Mct1
Product: Monocarboxylate transporter 1
Biological process (GO): monocarboxylic acid transport; transmembrane transport
Cellular component (GO): membrane
Molecular function (GO): monocarboxylic acid transmembrane transporter activity
Source: RefSeq, a predicted model, not a curated record
UGCUUGACGAUUUAUUUGGCCGCGCACUGACAACGGCAACGGCUGUGCAGCACUCCAGAGCAGAGCACAAGAUCCAACAAAAUAAGAACUAAAUAAAAAGAAUAUAAUCAUAAAUAAAAUAAAGCCCAGCUGGUCGAGCCGAAAGCCAAGCAAAUACUCGCAAUUACCGUUAAACACUCCGAUAGUCGAGAUCGAAAUUCGAAAUUCUCUGCGCUGUGCCUCAAUCAUAAAUAUAUAUCUAUAUAUUUAUAAAUAUAUAUAUUUAACAGUUUGUUUUUGUUUUUGUUUUCAAUUUCAAUAACCGCCAAUUUUCAAAGUUGACGCGCUUUCAGUUCCCAAACGGCAGCUCAGCGACGCGCAUCGAGUGCAAAGUGUGAAGUGUUCAUUGAAAAAUUAUUGAAAUUCAAAAAUCCAAAGGACACUACUACAACAUAAAACAAUCAAAGUGCAACUGAGCCAAGCGCAAGAAAAGGAAAUUCCAAAACAAAAUAAAACUUAUAUAUAAAAUAUAUUAAGGCGCUAACUGCAAGGCAGGAUCAGACGGCCCGCACAACAUGCUACAGCAGCCGCUGCAGUUGAAAUCGCAGCUCAGAUAAGGAACUUCUCGACCCGAGAUAAAGAGAGAGAGAGGGAGAGAGACGCACGCACACAUACACCUUGAGCAGCAGUCACAGCGGUCGAGGUCAAGACAAACGCCGCAGGGCCGUGGGCUAGUCACACACACACACACACACACACACACACACACGCACACAUUCCACAGGAUAAGGUCACAAAAUGGUGCACGGACCGCCAGCACGCAGAAAAUCCCAACAGACGCAGCCGGGCAAUGGGAAUGGGCAAUGCGAAAUGGAUAUGGAUCCAUUGCCCACGCCCCCAGAUGGCGGCUGGGGCUGGGUUGUGGUCUUUGGCUCGUUCAUGAUUCACAUAGUCACCGACGGCAUGACCUACUCGUUUGGCAUAUUCUACAAUGAGUUUCUCACGUAUUUCAAUGAGGGCAAAGGCUAUACCGCCUGGAUAGCAUCCAUAAUGGUGGGCGUUACCUUUUCAUCCGGUCCCAUCAGCUCUUCGUUUGUGAAUCGCUAUGGCUGUCGACCGGUGACCAUUGCGGGCGCCAUUCUGGCGGCCGGCUGCAUAAUUGGCAGCAUGUUUGCCCAGAAUGUGGCCACGCUGAUAGUGACCAUUGGCUUCGGCACUGGCUUGGGCUUCGGUCUCAUCUAUUUGCCGGCCAUUGUCAGCGUAACGCAAUACUUCGAGGCGCGACGCUCCCUGGCCACGGGCAUUGCCGUAUGCGGCUCCGGCUUUGGCACCUUUGUCUUUGCCCCGCUGACGGAGCUGCUGAUCAAGAGCUAUGGCUGGCGCGGCGCAAUGCUCAUCAUUGGCGGCGUGGUACUCAAUUGCAUUAUAUUCGGCGCCAUGUUCCGGCCACUCGAGGCGCCGCGUCCCACAGUGACCAAGCGGACAAAGAAAUCGACGAUCAUGGAUCAAAAUGUCACGCCCGCCGAACUGGAGCCGCUCAAGGCUCAAGUCGCCGGAGCGAAACCAACGGCAGCGCCAACGGAUCAAUAUCUGCAGCUGCCGCCGCGACCAGAUUCGGCCUCCGGCGGCGGCGGCGGCGGGCUCUGUCGCUCCAACAGCGUUGGCCAUAAUCUCAAGCCCAGUUUGAACAACAACUCAAAUGGGCUGCUCAACGGGCAGGCCAGCCAGAUCAAUGGCCCGACGGUGGUGAAGAGCACCAGCAACGAUGACUUUGGCCGGACAUUUGCCAGCCAGCCGCAGCUGAUGCCGCUGCGCGAGACGCACCGUGAGCGCAGCGCCAGCGGCACCAUGUACCGCCCGGAUGCACUCUAUCAGGGCUCACUGCACAAUAUACCGGAGUACGCCAGCUCACGGAAUGAUCUCUCGCAUUCGCGCUCUGGUUCCGGCAUCAUCAGGCGCUACGGCUCCCUCAGACAGACGCAUCCGCUGGCCCAGAGUCAGGAGGUGACCAAAUGCUGCGGCUGCAUCAGCUGCUCGAAGGAGACGCGCGACACAUUCGCGGAAAUGAUGAACUUCUCGCUGCUGAAGGACGUGAUCUUUGUGAUCUUCUCCGUAUCGAAUUUCUGCACAAGCAUCGGCUUCAAUGUGCCCUAUCUGUACGUUGUCUCCCAGGCGGAAACUCUGAACAUUGGCAAAUCGGAGGCCAGCUAUCUGAUUGCCUCGAUCGGCGUGGCCAACACCAUUGGACGCAUCAUUCUGGGCUACAUAGCGGACAAGCCGUGGGUGAAUCGCCUGCUCGUCUACAAUGUUUGCCUAACCGCCUGCGGCAUUGCCACGGCGAUGGUGCCACUGUGCGGCGACUUCAACUCGCUGCUCAUCUAUUGCUCCGUGUUCGGCUUCACCAUUGGCGCCUACGUGGGCCUGACCUCGGUCAUAUUGGUCGAUCUGCUGGGCCUGGAGAAGCUGACCAAUGCCUUUGGUCUGCUGCUGCUCUUCCAGGGCAUUGCCAGUUUCAUUGGACCGCCCAUUGGCGGCUGGAUGUACGACAUAACCGGCUCCUAUUCGCCGGCGUUCCUCAUGGCUGGCCUGAUGAUCGCCAUCAGUGGGCUGGUCAUGUUUGCCAUUCCGCCGCUGCAGCGCUAUCAGGAGCACAAGGCCGAGCAGAAGUACAAUUCUGAGCAGCUGGCGCUCAGUUAGCUUCAUCCGGAUGGGCCUGGCACGGGGGCAGGGCUGGGCAGCGCAGGGACGCGGGGGCAGGGCAAUGUUCGACUUUGUUAAAUCAUUUUUAUUGAUUUUCAAUUUUUUAUACUCUGUUUUUUUUU